Trichoplusia ni (cabbage looper) is the source of this 977-nucleotide messenger RNA. RefSeq lists its product as uncharacterized. The coding region runs from base 247 to 651 and encodes 134 amino acids. The transcript has 2 exons. The record is from RefSeq and is a predicted model, not a curated record. Lineage: Eukaryota; Metazoa; Arthropoda; Insecta; Lepidoptera; Noctuidae.
AAUGAAAUGACAAGCAAAAUAAAUACCAAAUACCAACCAACCAAACUCAAGGCACUCAAGCGUCUCGUCUCGCCGUCGCCUAGCACAAGCGCUGACAAUUCGAACAAAGCAAUCCUACGAAUAGAAGUUUAUUUAUAUUACUCUAAUUUUAUCAAAUUCAAAUAAUAAAGACUGCUCUAGUGCGAUAAUAUUAACGUUAAGUAAAGUUCGUUGAUCUAAGUUCAAGAACAACACAAAGCUUGAAAAAUGCCGGCGAGCAACAUUGACUCCUACCUGCAGGACGCCAGAAAUAAUUUCGAAGCCGAGCGACCCGCUACUAUUUGUACCGAUGCCAAUCAAUCAAUAGGCCAAUGUCAGAAUGUUCACAUAUCCACAAACUGCUACUAUGGCUAUCACGACCUGAAAACUCGCGAUAGCAACCACGUUGACACGGAUUGCGAAAUGGUCGAAUUGGAAGUUGUUCUCGCUGACAAAACGACGCCCUUAGAGACUUCGAGGAAGCGGAGUGCUGAUGAUGAAGACUAUCCUCAGAGGAAGCGUGUUCGAGAAGAGGGUAUGGUGCCAUCGACUUCCAACUACCAUCCAUGUUUCCUACGUCCAACACACAACAAUCCAGACAUAUCUCGUUGUCUCAUGGUCCAUAUGAUCUAAUCUCUACUGCAAUGACAAAAAUUAAUUUAAGAAAUGUCCAUUUUAUCUGCAGAAGUACAAAGAGAGAAAACCAAUGAACCUGAGACAAUCGAGUCUGUGAAAUUGGAAACAAGUACAGAAGAUGUCAUGGAGUCUUUAUAUUGGAACAUUCAUGGAGGAAAUAUUUUUCAUUUAAUACAGUGCCUGUGACGAUAAUAGAUUAUAUGUGAAUAUUGUGUAAUAUUUUUAAGAUUUGAGUGAUUGGGACAUUAAGAAUUAUGCAUUAGUACUGUGUACACAACAAAUUGGCAUAAUGUGACUUGUUUAAUAAAAUUGUAAUAGGUAAA